Messenger RNA from Brachypodium distachyon (stiff brome), 1722 nucleotides. RefSeq lists its product as uncharacterized. The record is from RefSeq and is a predicted model, not a curated record. The coding region runs from base 314 to 1444 and encodes 376 amino acids. Gene Ontology annotation, molecular function: glycosyltransferase activity. The transcript is spliced from 10 exons. Gene Ontology annotation, cellular component: membrane. Lineage: Eukaryota; Viridiplantae; Streptophyta; Magnoliopsida; Poales; Poaceae.
GGAUUAGUAUUGUCACCAGACCAGACCUGGUAAAAAGGUCUUGUAGGAUUCUCUGCCCCGUCGCUCCGUGGCUCGUCUUCCUCCUCCCGCCAGCGCCGCCACCCCUCCCUCCCCAUCCCGUUGCCGAGCACCCCAGCCCCUAGCUCGUCUUCCUCCUCGCGCGAGCUCCUCCACCGCAGUUUGAUCUCCCCUUCGAUUCUCUCGUUCCCGACCGUUUCUCCUCGCAUCACCCCACGAACGGAUUUCCCAAUUUGUAACUGAGGCAAAAAUCAAGGUAGGGCGGCCGCCUUGCCCUACUGGGCCGCCGCCGCCGAUGAAGGCUGUUCCGCCGACUCGCCCGAGAACUUCUCCUCCAAUACCGCGCGUGUGGGUACUAGCUGUUGCAGGUUUCAUCUUCAUCGCACUGGGCUAUGCUUAUCUCCACCCGCCGCAGCAUUACACAUCUCCGAUGAGAGUUUGGCUGCCUGCGGAACCUGACAGGGAACUGACCGACGAGGAGAGGGCCUCGCGUGUUGUGUUCAGGCAGAUCCUGACGGCACCUCCUCUCAUGUCCAGGAGGUCCAAGCCGAAAAUCGCUUUCAUGUUCUUGACUCCCGGCACAUUGCCGUUUGAAAAACUAUGGGAGAAAUUCUUCGAGGGUCAUGAGGGGAAAUACACCAUAUAUGUUCAUGCCUCGAGGGAGAAGCCAGAACAUGUCAGUCCUUUAUUUAUUGGUCGAGAUGUACACAGUGAAAAGGUAGUAUGGGGUACCAUUUCUAUGGUCGACGCUGAGAGGCGAUUGUUGGCAAAUGCACUAGGAGACAUUGACAACCAGCAUUUUGUGUUGCUUUCUGACAGUUGUGUGCCUUUGCACAAUUUUGAUUACAUUUAUAACUACCUGAUGGGAUCAAAUCUCAGUUUUAUUGACUCCUUCUAUGAUCCUGGGCCUCAUGGAAAUUUUAGAUAUUCAAAAAAUAUGUUACCUGAGGUUACAGAGGCUGACUUCAGGAAGGGUUCACAGUGGUUCUCUGUCAAGCGGCAACAUGCAUUGCUGACAAUUGCGGACAGUCUUUACUAUACCAAGUUCAAGCUUUACUGUAAGCCAGGGAUGGAAGAUGGUCGCAACUGUUAUGCUGAUGAACACUAUAUACCAACCCUAUUCCAUAUGAUGGAUCCAAAUGGAAUUGCCAAUUGGUCUGUGACUCAUGUUGACUGGUCUGAAGGGAAGUGGCAUCCAAAAGCUUAUCGGGCAAAGGAUGUCAGUUAUGAGCUCCUGAAGAAUAUAACAUCCGUUGACAUGAGCUACCAUGUCACCAGUGAUAGCAAGAAAGUGGUUACGGAAAACCCUUGCUUAUGGAAUGGAAUGAAGAGACCAUGCUACCUGUUUGCGAGGAAGUUCUAUCCUGAAUCAAUAAACAACCUCAUGAACUUAUUCUCGAAUCACACACGUUAUAGGAAUAGAUAGGAAAUAUUCUGCUAUAGAAACCCCUCUGUACAUUGGCGAAGAACAUCAGAUUUAUUGACAACUUCAGGGUAUAGAAAUAGGGAGAUGGUUACAUCAUAGGGUGGUUCUGGUCUCGUCACUCCUGAACAUAACAUUUUAUAGGUCCACCUGAUACUUUUUUUUCCUAGUUUCUCAGAUUUUUUAGCCGCAGAUUCUGCGAUGUAUACCAACCUUAUUGUAACUAGGAAAAGCCAUUACAUGAGGUCCAUUGCGGGAAAAGCUCUGUUUCAUGUUUUACC